Messenger RNA from Pipistrellus nathusii (Nathusius's pipistrelle), 1515 nucleotides. NCBI's taxonomy places the organism in Eukaryota, Metazoa, Chordata, Mammalia, Chiroptera, Vespertilionidae. The record is from the annotation of a GenBank genome assembly.
AUGUCCUUGAUCUGCUCUAUCUCCAAUGAGGUGCCGGAGCACCCGUGCGUGUCCCCCGUCUCCAACCACAUCUACGAGCGGCGCCUCAUUGAGAAGUACAUCGCCGAGAACGGCACUGACCCCAUCAACAACCAGCCGCUGUCCGAGGAGCAGCUGGUGGACAUCAAAGUGGCUCACCCAAUCCGGCCCAAGCCUCCCUCGGCCACCAGCAUCCCAGCCAUUCUGAAAGCCCUGCAGGAUGAAUGGGACGCGGUCAUGCUGCACAGCUUCACUCUGCGCCAGCAGCUGCAGACCACCCGCCAGGAGCUGUCCCACGCGCUGUACCAGCACGACGCCGCCUGCCGGGUCAUCGCCCGCCUCACCAAGGAGGUCACCGCUGCCCGAGAAGCUCUGGCGACGCUGAAACCGCAGGCCGGCCUCAUUGUGCCACAGGCCGUGCCCAGCUCCCAGCCCAGCGUUGUGGGGGCAGGUGAGCCGAUGGAGCUGGGCGAGCUGGUGGGAAUGACCCCCGAGAUUAUCCAGAAGCUGCAAGACAAGGCCACCGUGCUGACCACGGAGCGUAAGAAGAGAGGGAAGACGGUGCCUGAGGAGCUGGUGAAGCCGGAGGAGCUCAGCAAGUACCGGCAGGUGGCUUCCCACGUGGGCCUGCACAGCGCCAGCAUCCCUGGGAUCCUCGCCCUGGACCUCUGUCCUGCCGACACCAACAAGGUCCUCACCGGCGGGGCGGAUAAGAACGUCGUCGUCUUCGACAAGAGUUCCGAGCAGAUCCUGGCCACCCUCAAGGGCCAUACCAAGAAGGUCACCAGUGUGGUGUUCCACCCCUCCCAGGAGCUGGUGUUCUCUGCCUCCCCUGACGCCACCAUCAGGAUCUGGUCGGUCCCGAGCUCCUCCUGCGUGCAGGUGGUGCGUGCCCACGAGAGCUCCGUGACGGGCCUUAGCCUCCACGCCACCGGCGACUAUCUUCUGAGCUCCUCGGACGACCAGUACUGGGCCUUCUCUGACAUCCAGACCGGGCGCGUGCUCACCAAGGUGACGGACGAGACCUCCGGCUGCGCUCUCACCUGUGCGCAGUUCCAUCCCGACGGGCUCAUCUUUGGGACGGGAACCAUGGACUCGCAGAUCAAGAUCUGGGACCUGAAGGAGCGCACCAACGUGGCCAACUUCCCUGGCCACUCGGGCCCCAUCACCAGCAUCGCCUUCUCCGAGAACGGUUACUACUUGGCCACGGCGGCCGACGACUCCUCCGUCAAGCUCUGGGACCUGCGCAAGCUCAAGAACUUCAAGACGCUGCAGCUGGAUAACAACUUCGAGGUGAAGUCCCUGAUCUUUGACCAGAGCGGCACCUACCUGGCGCUGGGGGGCACCGACGUCCAGAUCUACAUCUGCAAGCAGUGGACGGAGAUCCUGCACUUCACAGAGCACAGUGGCCUGACCACCGGGGUGGCCUUCGGGCAGCACGCCAAGUUCAUCGCUUCCACCGGCAUGGACAGGAGCCUCAAGUUCUACAGCGUGUAG